UCAAAUGGUUCUACCCUUCGGUCUCUCACGCACGACCAGGUUGCUGCAGUUAUUUCCAAAACCUCUGCUACUCAACAGCGCUUGACAUUUUUGCGCAGGCUUAUCCGCCUUGUCUUCGUCGAGUUAUCUGCCUGGCUAUCCGGCGCCGAUGAUGCAAUUUGCUGGCUUCAGCGCCGGCAGCAUGAUCUCACUGCUAGCUCGGCCGACUGGUUGAAUGCCAAGCGCAGAUUGACUUUACGUUUGACAAUGAGUGGUCUGGUUGAGGGACUUAGACGAAGCGAGACUACACCACGAGCUGAAACAAAAAAGCGUAAUCAGCAAGGGCAAAUGGAAUCUUCUCUUAAUAUGAAGAGUAAUCAGGAAGAAAAAAAGAUGGAAACUGAAGAAGAUGAGGAUGACGAAAUAUUAUUCGGGGAAGAUGAUGCUAAUGAAGAAGAGAUAGACGAUGAGGAGGAACACGAAGAGGCCACGAUGGAGGACAUCAUGCCAGCACUAGUUCGGAAAAAAGCCAAGCAUCAUGCUCAAUGCACUGAGGUGGGCUUAUUUGCUAAACUUUACGAUUUACUUCCAAAUUAG
This is a messenger RNA of Protopolystoma xenopodis, 576 nucleotides long. Lineage: Eukaryota; Metazoa; Platyhelminthes; Monogenea; Polystomatidea; Polystomatidae. The record is from the annotation of a GenBank genome assembly.